This is a messenger RNA of Rotaria sordida, 489 nucleotides long. Lineage: Eukaryota; Metazoa; Rotifera; Eurotatoria; Philodinida; Philodinidae. The record is from the annotation of a GenBank genome assembly.
AUGAUAACAUUAAAAUUUAACCUAGGUGAACAAUGUGUAUCAGCAUUAUGUCGUAUACAAAAACCAUCAAGAAUUUAUCUUGAAAAAUCAAGUCAUAAUCUUUUACAUCGUACGAAUAACACAUGUCCCGGUGAUCAUAAUGAUAAUUUAUGGGUUACAUAUAAUGAUUAUCAACCACCUAAAACACAAAUUGAAUGGGAACAAACAUGUUUCUUAGAUAAAUAUUAUCAUGGUUAUUAUGAAUGGCCAAAAAUAAUUAAAUAUCCAAUGAAUAAACGUGAACGUUACACAAAAGAAACUAUGCCUGAACAUGGUCUUUUUCGAAAUUUUGGUUUGAAUUUAAUUGAUCAUUUUAUGGAACAGUUAAAUAUUUUAAUUCAUGAAAAAACUAAAGAAAAAUACGAAGGUUGUCAUCGAGUAGCAGCUGUGAUUGUUGCUGGAAUGAUUCGAGGUUCGAAACAUUGGACAUUACAAAUGGUUUGUAUUUAA